Paramisgurnus dabryanus is the source of this 1968-nucleotide messenger RNA. RefSeq lists its product as uncharacterized. The record is from RefSeq and is a predicted model, not a curated record. NCBI's taxonomy places the organism in Eukaryota, Metazoa, Chordata, Actinopteri, Cypriniformes, Cobitidae.
CUGAUUUCAACUGUCCUCGAUGCUCACGCUGUACGUGACGCGCUGCGCCGGAGCUCGCCGCCGGCUGUCAUUGAAAAUGAAUGACUUCCGGCCACUUUGACACUCUCGCUGGUGGCGGUCUGAAUGCAAAUUCAUAACAGGUCCUUCCAAUAUGGAAAAAAAAGCCAAAUCUGAAGUUGAAGGUUACUUGCACAACAUCUCUGAAAUAUGCCAAUCAAGAGAUGAUCAACAGUAUUUCACCGGAUUAUUACAAGAGGCUGAAAAGAACAGCCGUGUAGUAAUCUUUAAAACACGCCAGCACAACAUUUUUGUGAAUGCAGAAAAAGACAGAACUCCAGUCAAAUUAUGUAACAUCAGCUUUUCACCAUCUCGACAAAUUAAAGGAGACAUGGACAUAAUGGUCAAUAACAGUUCAUCAUUAAAAUGUGUCCGUCGGCUGUCAUUUGCCUUUGAAGAAAAGCUGCAGGAGACCAUUCAACACCAGAAACUGAAAAAUAUCCAAGAAGACCCCAGAGAAUAUCAAAGGGUCAACAUAACUGCAAAAGUUAUCAUGCUGACAGAGGAUUGUCCCGGUGUAACAAGAUCUGGAUAUAACCUAAGAAAAAGAUUGUACGCCAUUGCAGAUGAUACUGCAAGCAUGUCCCUUUGUGUCUGGGGUGAAACACAUUUAGAAAUUGGCAAGUGGUACACAAUCAGCAAUGCGUCAGUAAGACAAAUUCUGUCUACAACAUGUUUGAGCACAACUUCUCAAACUACAAUUACCCUUAUGCCAGAUCAGAAAUGUGAAGUCGCAAAAGUUGUAGACGAUACCAGGACAACGGAGGGACAGGUCAUGACUGCCGAGGUGCAAAGUAACUACCUUUGCCCAAAGCAGCAUUUGCUAGAAAAUGUAAACAUGACCACAUCUAUCACCAGAUGUCAAAAAUGUUCCGCAUAUUGUAAAACACAAUCAAUCACGAAAGUGUUUAAGGCUAAAAUAACAAUCAAAGGAAAUGACGGUAAAAUGUCUGACUUCAUGAUCGAUGAUAAUGUCCUGCGCAACCUUCUCAAUAUACAGCAAGAUAGUAACGUUAAAGAGGAGGUUUGGGCUGCAAAAAUACUGGAAUCAGACACUUUCCAAGUUAAACAUAGAAAAAAUAGAGUAACUGAAGCGUACUUCUUGCCAAAUUCUGAGGUUUCUUCAGAGCAACGUUCAACAGAUGUGACCAACGUUCAAGAAACGACUGACAUGCCAAAUGAGCCCAUGCUCGAACAAUUGUUCAACUCUGCAAAUGAUACUGCAGUAGAUUCAGAAGAGAACAUAACAAAUACGAUAAACAAUGCAAGUACAGAAAAUCAAGUGAACACAGAAGGAACAACUGACAUAAUGCCAAAAGCAGUGGCUCAGUACAGCAACCUGUCAAAAUGUGACAUCACCCCAAAACCAAAAAACAAAACCUAUAAAAAAAACACCAAGGGAAAUAAUGCGUAAAUAAGAUUAAUUUACACAUUUGGUGCAAACAAAAUUUUCUGUUUACACAGCAACUAACUUUUUCUAUUUUCAACUGUUCAUAUUGCAUUAGAACAGACAUAAUUGUUCACAUCUUGCCUUUCAUUUUACCUAAAAAUAAUUUCUUCUAUUUCAUGUGAAAUAACAAAUGUUUUAUAGGAUCACACAUUCAAGUUUUCCACAUUAAACAAAAAAAAAGGACAUUUUAAAGCCUAUUGUCCUUAUUACAAUUAUAUGGCCUAUGGCAAGCUCUUUUGUUCAAGUUGACCCAAUCAAGAUUACUUAAUAACAUGUUAUUACCAAAGUGUCAUUUCAUUUUUCUGCAUAAUCUAAAAUUACACAAUUUCAUUUGUCUCAAUAAUAGUUGAGUACAUUAGUCCAAAAAAGAACAAUAUGUCAUUUUGGUUAUUGUGAAUUUUCUUUAUUAUAUUUGUACAAAGACAGUAUAUUUCAGUUGUAUUUUAACAAAAUUAUGCUUA